Messenger RNA from Phyllostomus discolor (pale spear-nosed bat), 468 nucleotides. It is a transcript of the gene SMIM2, whose product is annotated as small integral membrane protein 2. NCBI's taxonomy places the organism in Eukaryota, Metazoa, Chordata, Mammalia, Chiroptera, Phyllostomidae. The record is from RefSeq and is a predicted model, not a curated record.
UGCCGGCCUGGCUCCCGGGUGGUGGAGACAUGUGGCCAUGCCAUUAGCAUCCUGCUUGGUUUCUGGACCAGUUUCAUCUGUGACACCUACAUAGUCCUCACUUGGAACAACAAGAUAAAAAGGGGCUCUGGUGCUGGUUCCUUUUCUGAUUAACCACACAGCAGAAUACAGAACACAAGUCAUACAAUAGAAGACCAAAGUCAAGUACCAGAAGCAGGUGACAUCUCGAAUUUCAGUUCUUUGGAAGCAGCUAUUUUUACAAAGCCACUUUUUGCAGCUAUUUUGAUAUGAGGAUAUUUUGAUUUGGCCUAAAAAUUCAGCUAAUAAAUGUUCAGCUUGUAAAAAAUAAAUGAUGAGUAAAAUGGAAAUUUUAUACUCCAACUUUGAGCUUCACCCCAUCCUUGAUUUUUAUCCUAUUGCCAAUCCAUCCUACCUCUGGGAAUCAAGGUGUAUGGAUUGUGGUCAGGU